Molecule: messenger RNA, 3916 nt
Organism: Patella vulgata (common limpet)
Lineage: Eukaryota; Metazoa; Mollusca; Gastropoda; Patellidae
Product: tubulin delta chain
Exons: 12
Coding region: 71-1303 (410 amino acids)
Biological process (GO): mitotic cell cycle; microtubule cytoskeleton organization
Cellular component (GO): microtubule; cytoplasm
Molecular function (GO): GTP binding; structural constituent of cytoskeleton
Source: RefSeq, a predicted model, not a curated record
GACUUUGAUUAUGUUUUGAAAUAAUUAAUAUCAUUCAAGAUUGACAUGGUCAAGAAUAAAAAUAUUUGAAAUGUCCACAGUUACUUUACACGUUGGUCAGUGUGGUAACCAAGUAGGAAAGUCAUUUCUGAAGAAUUUAAUAGACACUGAAGAGGUCAAAGAAAGUUUAACUUACAUUGAUAACAGUGGAAAAUUGAGAUCAGUUCAUGUUGAUAGUGAACCAAAAGUUGUUCAUAAACUUCAAAAGUCUUUAUCACAAGUACGAGAGAAGAAUAUAAUAUGUGGCAAGAGAGGAAGGGGAACAAAUUGGGCUUUAGGUUAUUAUGGAUUAAAGUCUGAGACAGAAAAUAACCUUGUAGAAGAUACAACUGAAGCUUUGAGAAAAGAAAUUGAAAGAUGUGACAGUUAUUGUGGUGUUGUUCUAAUGCACAGUUUAAGUGGAGGUACUGGAUCAGGAUUAGGAUCAAGACUAUGUGAAGUAAUCCGAGAUGACUAUCCUAUGAAUUAUCUGUUAUCUUGUACAUUUGCACCAUUUUCUAGUGGUGAAAGUCCACUACAGCAUUAUAAUAGUUUGUUAACAUUAUCAGCCUUGCAAAGAUACAGUGAUGGUAUUAUAUUAACAUAUAAUGAUGAGAUUCUGUAUCGUCUACAGAAACAGGCAUCUGAUAAUAUUGUUUCCAUGGAGAAUAUCAACCAACAGACCAGUAAAAACUUGUGUGGCGUAUUUUUACCAACAGAUACUCUCAGACCUCAAAGUGGAUUAACUAUCGGCAGUGAACCUUGGGAAUUAUUGAGAUCAACUUGUCCAAUGCCAUCAACCAAGUUUAUACAUAUAAAUCAUAAAGCCAAAAGCAAAGUGUCAUGGGAGAAUCUGAUUGGUUUAUCUUUACAGAAUUUAACUAAGCACAACAAACAAGGUGAACCUUUUGGUUGUUUGUCAGGUGUGGCUAUUGGUCGAGGGGAUCAAUCAGGAUUGUUUCAUCAAGCAUUAGAGAAAGGUUUUAGUCAGAGAAUUAGAACAAGUUACAAUUGUGUCAAAUGGAACCCCUUCCCUCUAGACACUUGGUCAGCUAAACAGAAAAUUGUACAAGGAAAGGAGAAUUUUUCAUCUAUUACAAUAGCAGCUAAUUACAGUAAUAUUGUAGAGUAUUUAUCAACAGUCCGAUAUAAAGCUAAACUUAUGUAUGAUAAUCAAGCCUAUCUACAUUGGUAUUGGAGAUAUGGUGCCACUCAGGAUCUAUUUGAAGAAGCUUUCAAUACAGUUGAUGGGAUCAUAGAGGAUUAUAAAGCUGCUGUUAGCUGAUACGGUACCAGAAAAUCACAUGGAUAUGAAAAUAUAAAAUCACAAUAUCCCAGGAUAGCUGUGGGAUUACUCCCUGAUUUAAAUUCCCUGUUCUUUAAUUAAAGUUAUGGGAGAUUAAAGAAAGAGUUGGCAUUUUUCACUAUAAUAGUUAAAAACCAGAUAUUGUAAAGGGAAUUUGCUGAAAAUUUCAGUCAAAUUGAUCCACUCUGAAUCAAGAAUUUAGCGAUUGAAUUUUCGGCCUAGCCUUGAUCAUCAUUACUAAAGUCGGUACGAUAAAAAACAUAGUCUCAAUUAUCCAUUUCAUGAUUAAAUCAUGAAUGAAAGUUGAGCAGCAGAUCGGAAUCCAGUAACAUUGAGAAUUGAUUAUGGUCUGGAUGAGUUAAUUAAUGUCUAAUUAAUAAUUUAGAUAACAUUUCAGGCGUAAAUCAGACCUGCAAUAGGCAGAUUUAGCCCUUGCAUAAUGUAUGUUUAACUUAACUUAUAAUGAUCUCAUUUGAACUAAAAUCCUAGCAUAAUCAGCCAAUGAAAAGUCAGCAGUAUUAUAAUUUUGUUAGUUAAUUAAAUUGCUUAGAAAUAUGAAAUGAAAAUGAAAAAUAAAUGAAAAGGGGUUUAAUGUCCUACUGUUCUGCUCCAACUGGGCUAAUGAAGAUGGGCAUACGUCAUACAGUGUGCUCUGAGGGAAAUUUUGCCCGGACAGCACCGCUAUGGCCUACUCUUAUAUCGAAUUCCAACUGCCAAGGGAUCCUUUACGUGCACGCCAUUGUGUACACAGGACCACAGUUUUUUGUCCCAUCCGAACGAUUAGACCGCUGUCCUUGUCAGGCCCUCCGUCCUGCACCAUUGACAAGGGAAACCAUGCUAAAAACUUAGAAAUAUGAAACAGGUAGAUAAAAUUCUGAACAACAGUGUAUCCCUUCUUGUGAACAUUUUGACUACACAAUGUUAUUAUUUGAUGUGUUUGGAAUUUAUGUGGGUUGUUUAAAUAAGUUUAUAAAUCCUGUUGAAUUUCAACAGUGCCUGUUAAGUUCUAGAGUUAUGGCCCAUGUAAAAUCUUGUGAAUGCCCUUGAAACAAAUGUAAUCCAAUCUGCUUGGAAUUUAUGUGAAUUAUUCAGGUUGAAAUGAAGAAUCCUAUUGAAAUUCAUAACUCCUUCUGUCCAGUUAAUGAAAAUUGUCCGAUUUUAUUGAAAUUUAUAUGCAUUGUUCAUUCAUACUGGUGAAACAAUUUCUGAUAAUUACUUAAAAAGUUAUUGCCCCGGAUAAUGUUAUAGAACCUUGUCAAUGUGCCAAUAAUGUUAUACAGUAUAAUGAUUCUGCUUUUUAUUUACUUAAGAUUCACAACAUGACAACCUUUUGGGGACUCGAUGGAGGACUUAGCUGCAGUGGGAUUGUGUUUCACUUACAUACUUUCUACCUUGUACAACCCAAACUACAGAUUGUUUCGUCUUUAUUUAACAUCUGGGGGAACUGUCAAUCACUGUUUAUAGACAAAAGUGGUGUGUUUUCAACAAUCUUUUAACUCUUUAGUUCAAUAAAGGUGGAAUCCCAAUUUUUUGGUGUAUAGUUCUAUUAAGUCCAUACAUGCAGAGUGAUAAGCAGUUUGUUUUAGAUGCUUUAUAAAAAGAUAAUUAUACAAGUAAUUAUAAUGAGUCAGACUGUCAUCUAAUUAUUUUUGGAUUGAGGCAAGGGACAUUAGCAUGUAUUAUUCCUUUUAUGGAAAAAACAUCUUGCUUAAACUUCAGGAAUAACAGCUUAAUGACAUAUAAAUGUUGCUUAAAGGGACUAUCCCGAUUUCAAAAGAGUCUCAAAAAUAAAAGUCGGAGUACGUAUGAAAUUUAAGCGCCAAAAUAUAGAGGAAUGGUGUAUUUACCUUCUCUCAAAAUUCCAGCUCAAAAUAUUAAGUCGUUUGGACAUGAACGUCAAAACUGCUUAUCCGGACACGUAACCCUUUUAAGAUUUCGGGUCAGUUUUUUCGUUGGGUGACCUGAUAAUCGAUUCCCGUUCCUUGAGAGGUCUAUAUAGUGAAUGACCCGUGUGCUCUACUUGAUAAUGAAAGGUAAAUUUCACCUACACAUUAUUAUUAUAAAAUAAAAGUCUAGUUUUAUGCACACACCGCAUAAUACAGCUUGGGACACCGGUCUCCAUUUCCAGAUGAAGACUGACGGGUUUAAGUUGUUUGAAAACGUAUCACAAAUAUGGAGUUAGUUGCUCGGCCCUUAGCUAGAGGAAUUUAAGGGAUUUUAACACAAAAUUAAGCAUUUUUAUUCUCAAAAAAAUAUCGGGAUUCGCCCUUUAAGGCAUUUGUCACAUCCAGAUUAUAUUUAUACAUGUAAUAUUGAUUGUAAGAAUGGGUGAUUGAUAGUUGAGUGUGAUAAUAAUACAAAUAUAGGUUUUAUGCAAAUUACCCACAAAGUGAUUCUUCAUUGUGGCUGUUGUCUUUGGAUUAGAGAUUGCCUUUAAAACAGUUGAAAUAACUAGGCAUGUACUGUAGUAAUUUGUACAUGUAGACCUAGUUAAUAAAACAUGACUCUAUAAUACAUUUUAAUUUAGGAUUUUAUUAUUGUUAAUGAUAUUUAUUUAUUUCUGUAUUUUAUUUUUAUAAAUAAAUCAUCUAA